Messenger RNA from Histoplasma capsulatum G186AR, 1788 nucleotides. RefSeq lists its product as uncharacterized. Lineage: Eukaryota; Fungi; Ascomycota; Eurotiomycetes; Onygenales; Ajellomycetaceae. Gene Ontology annotation, cellular component: Set1C/COMPASS complex. Gene Ontology annotation, molecular function: transcription cis-regulatory region binding; protein binding. Bases 1 to 1788 code for a protein of 595 amino acids. The transcript has 2 exons. The record is from RefSeq and is a predicted model, not a curated record.
AUGGGGUCACUACCUCAACCUCUCAAUCCCUCCAUUUCUGCAGCGUCAUCCUCAACACCUCCCAGUCUCAGUGCCUCCGUAAAUCCCAGCAACCUUAUUGAUGCCAGCCAGACAACCCCUUCUCCAACGAAGCUCUCGUCUUCAAAUAUGAACAACGACCUCUCAACCCAAAAUGGCAGGGCAAAGAGAAACAAACGUGAUAGUCGCAAGAAACGCGAAGCAAAAGGCACUUUAGAAGGGGCGAAUGAUGCUCCCCGUGAAAAGAAAUCCACCACUUCGUCCUCCAGCUCCGCUAUUCCUGCCUCUGAGCUUACUAUGCUCAUGCCCAUUCAACUUGCAGACCCGCGGCCAUCAGAUGUUCUGUCUCCGAAGCCACGCCAGAUGAAUUUCGCUUACGAAAAGUACUCUGAAGUACUAGGCCAGUCAUGGAAGUUUUACGAGAUUGCUGAUAAAAACGGCUUCCGCUACACCUACGCGGCCAUGGACCCUUCUUUCCCACACAUAAAAUACCGCCAAACCGACGUCCCCCCUUAUUACUCCCGCUUCAGCUUCGAAGAUUCCCCCGCAGCUAUCUGCUUCACCGAAGACGGCUUAGCAGUCACCACAAAUGAACCUUGGCACUCCGCGCGAGCUAAUGUCUGCGCCCGCGAAGGCUCUUAUUACUAUGAAGCACGUGUGAUCAGUGGGAUCGUAAAAGGAUCACAGCACACUCCGAGUGGCUCGCCGCGGGGUAACGUCCGCUUGGGUUUCGCGCGCCGAGAGGCUGAUCUAGAUGUUAACGUUGGCGUAGACUGUUACGGCUAUGGUAUCCGUGACGUGAACGGGGAAGUUGUUAACCGGAUGCGGUGUGAAUACUUUUUCCCGAAAGAGGAAGCUAUAAACGAAGGUGAUGUGAUUGGAAUGCUCAUCACACUGCCGCCGCUGUGGCAACACAGAAAGAUUGUAGAAGGUACCUACGAUUCGUCUAUUGAUGGCGAUGGCAGUACUCCAACCACUGCAACAUCUGCCACCACAGCUCCUCUCCCGCCAGCAUCCAACUUAAUCCGAGAUCGCAUCCCCUUCCAUCUCAAAACCGACUUCCUCUAUCAACAAUCACACAUCUUUCCUUCCAAACACCUGCGCGAUUACGCCUUCAACCUCAAGGAAACACCCACGUACGGCGUCCCCUCCCCGACGAAUACCGAAGACCCUUCUCUUCGAACCUUGCCAGGGUCGAGUAUCACAAUUUUCAAGAACGGAGCCAAAAUGGGUACCCCAUUUCGCGAUUUGUAUGCAUUCCUCCCACCCGCCUCGCGUGCGACGCAGGCGAGUAAUAACCUCGGUGUCGGCACAAGGGAGAACGCGGAUGAUGGGAUGAUUGGAUAUUUCCCUAUUGUCAGUUGCCAUGGAGGCGGGGCAGUGGAGGCACGGUUUGAAGGGCCAUGGUGGGUCGGGCCUCCAUCCGUAAAUGAAGUGGAUGGCAUUGGCCAUGGACAGGCUAUAAAGGGCUUUGGGGAAAGGUACGGCGAGCAGGUUGUUGAGGAUGUUCUUGCCGACAUUGUCGAUGAGAUUGAGGCGACGUUUAUGGGAUGGGGUGGUGAUGGGACUGCUGUGACGGCACCGACAGCGGCUGCUGCGGCAACGACUGUGGAUAUGGCUGCGAAUGCUUCUGAUGGUGCUAGUGUUGCUGCCGCCGCAGGUGUGUUUACGGAUGAUGGUGGGAGUGUGAGCGUGAGUAUUGGGACGCCGCAACAGGGGUCUGUUGCGGGGGAGACUGUGAUGUCAGAAGAUGUAGAGAUGGGCAUGUAG